Molecule: messenger RNA, 906 nt
Organism: Penicillium daleae
Lineage: Eukaryota; Fungi; Ascomycota; Eurotiomycetes; Eurotiales; Aspergillaceae
Product: kinase-like domain-containing protein
Exons: 1
Coding region: 1-906 (301 amino acids)
Source: RefSeq, a predicted model, not a curated record
AUGUCAACUCAGCCGGCCCAACUUCUCGAAGGCCCUUAUGGGGCACAGAUGGAGCUCGACAAUCUGGAAUCUGCCCCAGAUGACAAUCUCGAUCACUUGGGCCGGUUUGCAAUGCUCAUACCAAUGAAUGCAGUGGCACGAUCUGCUAUAGAAGCAACCGCCCGGUCGGGAUCUGCCUACCAUCAACAAUUCAUCGGCGAGACUGUUGUUAGCGAGAGGAUUACAAAGUGUUUCACCCUCUCGCUGGGUACCUUGCCCGAAUUUGCCCAGAUUGGGUGGAGAAUUGGCAGGGGCCGCGACUCACUGAAAAAUAGAGGCGUAGAUCUCCUCCUGACUAUUGAGGAUCGUUGGGUUGAUCAAGACUCAGAGGAAGAUCAUAUUGCUGGUAUUCAUGCGCGACUGAAUUGGGUCAAGGGAGCCGGCGGCUUUUUUCUCAUCGCCGACAAUAAGAGAGGAGAGGCUGUGAUGAUGGACGGAGAUAUAUACCGAAAUGAUCAACGCAGCAUCCAACUCAAGAACAGUAUCAUGAUCGGAGAAUGCGUUUUCACUUUGCGUUACUUUCCCCGGACACCGGAGGAAGAGGAACAGUUUCAGGUGGAACUGGCCGAACUCUUCCGCAUAUUCCACAACGAUGCGAAUCCGCUGGUACUCUCUUUGCCUGGCGAUCACGAAAUGCGAUUUGGGGACUGGAUAUUCCAGAACCCGAUCUCGCGAGGAUCGUAUGGUGUUGUGUAUAUGGUAGUCAAUGCUAGGACCGGUCUACCAGCAGCCGCAAAACGAAUUUUGAAGUCGUCUAUUAACUCGUACGCUGUGGAUCGAGAGAUUAAGAUGACCUCUCGUAUUUCCAAGUUGACUCAUGUGAGUGGCAUAUCUCGUUGUCGCGUCGUGUCUGAGGGCUGCCUCUGA